AACCACCCAUAUUCAAAAUAUAAAAAAUAUACCUUGUCAGUAAUAAACAGUAUAUACAUAGUUAAUAUUUACAUGCCAUUUACAGUUAGAAAUUUGUACAAAUUGAAUUAGAAUUGCAAUCGGAUUAUUGCACCAAAAUUGACUGAUCAGUUCUCAAAGGGAAGAGUUGGUUAGAUUGAUGGCCACAGGCAGGAAUUAUCUUCUGUGGCGCUUUGCGGUGCGACAUUAUAAGGCAGAAGAAUUCAUAAGAAUGUCAUAGUAUAGUAAGGCACAAAAAGUAACAAAAAUGUUAUAACAAUGUAAGACAUAAACUGGGAUAAAAACGUAGUACAAUUGUAAGGCAUAAAAAGUCAUAAGAAUGUCAUAGUAUAGUAAGGCAUUAAAAUGCAUGCAAACAUCAUAGAAUAGUAUGUCAUAAGAUGUAACAAAAAUGUCAUAUUAUAGUUAGGCAUCAAAAGGCAUACAAACAUCAUAGUAUAAUAAGGCAUCAAAAGGCGUACAAACAUCAUAGUAUAAUAAGGCAUAAAAAGUAAUAAAAACAACAAUUUAUAAUAAAUCAACAUUGUAUAAUAAGGCAUGCCUUAUUAUACAAUGUUGUUUUUAUGAUUUUUUUAUGCACAAAAGUAAUUAAAACAUCAUUGUACAGUAAAGCAUAAAAAGGCAUAAAAACGUCAUAGUAUAGUAAGGCAUAAAACGUCACAGUAUAGUAAGGCAUAAAAGUCAUAAAAAUGUCAUAGUAUAGCAACGCAUAAAAAGUCAGGAUUUUUCGACAGAAAUUUGAUAUAUUAACCAUUUUAUGUUUACUCCUGCUGGCAACCUGACUGCCAGCCUACAGAACACAGAACCCAGGGCUAGCUUGCUAGUUAACGCCAAUUAACAUGGUUAAAAAACUCAGUUGACAGUUUUCUGGUGACGUUAGAAUGAUCUUUUGGAAUGAUCUAAUAUGAUAUCACUCCUAACAUAGUGGAGUUCACUCAAAUAUUGGUAGUUGUGUCCUCCCAAAAUAUUGGUUAAUGUCCCUACCAUCCAUAUGCAAACUUACGCCCUUGCCUUUAUCCUCUCAUGAAACAUUUCUAUCCUGACGGGAGUGGUCUUUUCCUGGAUUACAGUUCCUCCAUCCAUAGGAUACGAGGGGUCGGUGAAUGGUUUGAUGAGUCUGAAAAUUAACUGAUAUGCUAUGGGCUUCACAGUCACCAGAUCUCAACCCAAUGGGAGAUUUUGGACCACCAUGUUAGACAGCGCUUUCCACCACCAUCAACAAAAAGGUCAAAUGUGGGAAUAUCUUUUGGAAGAAUGGUGUUCAGCCGUCCAGUAGAGUCCUAUUUAAAUUGAUUUUAUUUUUUCCUCUUCAUCUAUCAAUCUAUGUCCAGUCAACUGAUGUUUUGAAUAAAAAAUUCUAACAGAAACUCCAGUAACACUGAACCAAGAUGGAGGGAAUUUGUCCAAAAAAACUUUUAACAAAAAUUGACUCUUUUACUUAACUUCCAAACCAACAAUGGGCAUUUUAUCAUUUUCAACUGGCUACAAGGUUUACAUUUAGUUAAGACUUGAACGAAUAUGUUUGAGGUCGCAGCAAUACGAGGGGCGCCUGAACGCAGCACCAGUCCGGUUCCUGCGAGAAUGCCGUUCCCGUUUUUACAUCGAGCCGGACUCCAUGUUGUUCCGACAGCCACGGAGUGAACAAGUGCCCUGGCCGAAAACUCUCACGUUGCAACUCUGUGUGUGCGAGAAGUGAAGUGUGUGUGCGUGUGAGAGUGUUGACCCUCCGAAAGAAGAUGGCAGACUACCGGGACGACACCGGAGCUCGAGCCCUGCUUGCUCUGCAGUCGGCACCGUGCAGCCCCGUGCGCGUCGCGGUGACCUCGCACGCCUAUCACCAACCCUCGCUCGCCCUCUUGGGUCCUCCGGUGAUGGAAGCCCGCACCGAAGCCGGGAUUUUUCCCGUGCGCCUCGCUUCUCCUUCUUCGCAGGCCCUCGCCAGGCUCGAGGGCCGGGACUUUGAGUUUGUCAUGCGCCAGAGGACGGUCACCAUAGGCCGGAACUCAUCUCACGGCUCCGUGGACAUCAACAUGGGUCACUCGAGUUUUAUUUCACGGCGACACCUGCAGAUCACCUACGACGAGGUGAACGGCUUCUCCCUCCGGUGCCUGGGCAAGAACGGCGUGUUCGUUGACGGGGUGUUUCAACGGAGAGGGGCGCCGCCGCUGCCGCUGCCCAGAGAGUGUGUGUUUCGUUUUCCCAGUACAGUCAUCAAGAUCCAGUUUAUGUCACUCCUGGAAGCUGAGGAGCACAGAGAGAAAGAGCAGCCCUCUCCUCCCCCUCGCCAGCUUCUGCCCCACAUUUCCCCUCUUAAAAUCAGCAUUCCCACACUGCAGCAGCAUGAAGAUCACAUCAGGGCAUUUGGGUCUCCGCUGCCGUCGCCCACAGGCACCAUCAGUGUUCCGAACUCCUGUCCGGCCAGUCCACGUGGGGCAGGGUCAUCAGGGUAUCGCUAUGGACGCAACGUGACCUCUGACCUCCAGUUAGCAGCUGAAUAUGCCGCCAAGGCCGUUUCUGAGCAGAGUCGAAGCAUUGCUGAGCACAGAGGUGGGGGAUGUGAGCAGCGGGGGGAGUCAGCUGGUGGAGAUAGCCCCAAGGAUGAGUCCAAGCCACCGUAUUCCUAUGCACAGCUGAUUGUCCAGGCCAUCUCUUCUGCCCCAGACAAACAGCUGACUCUUAGUGGCAUUUACGCCCACAUCACCAAACACUACCCCUACUAUCGCACUGCAGACAAGGGCUGGCAGAACUCAAUUAGACACAACCUGUCGCUCAAUCGCUACUUUCUAAAAGUGGCGCGCUCUCAGGACGAGCCUGGCAAAGGAAGUUUUUGGCGUGUGGAUUCUGCCUCUGAGAGCAAGCUGGUGGAGCAAGCCUUCAGGAAAAGACGGCAAAGAGGGGUGGCUUGCUUUAGGACGCCGUUCGGACCUCUUUCUUCUAGAAGCGCCCCUGCAUCCCCAACCCACCAGGGGCUUCUUUCUCCUCCAUCCAGUGGGCUACAGACCCCUGAAUGUCUGAGCAGGGAGGGCUCUCCUAUCCCCCACGACCACCAUGAACAGCUUGCUAACAAACUGGCAUCUGUACCUGAGUAUAGGUACUCUCAGAGCGCCCCAGGAUCUCCAGUCAGUGCUCAGCCUGUCAUCAUGGCCGCACCCCCCCACCCAACAAUCCUGCCCUCAGGCCCGGGGAAAGCCCUUGCUUUGGUUCCAGGUGGUGGCGGCCAAGUCCAGCCCAUCCACAUGCUCCAGAGCCCCCCUCAGCCUUCUGUCACCAUGAUGCGGGUGGUUACAAGUGUCCCUGCACUUUCCAACCCUCCGAAUGGUUACAGCACCCCCUCUGUUGGAGGAGCAGAGGGCAAUAGUGAGCUCAGAGAAGCCCAGCUGAACAGAGAGCGAGUGAUCCAGACUGUGGACAGUGCGGUGCAGGGUGGGGAUGGACGGAACCUGGCUCCAGGUUUACAUCAACUUCCUGUUCGUCCUGUUACCCAGAAUGGCAAACACACCACUGCUGCCAUUGCCACAGUAACCAGCCUUGCUAAUGCAUCUGGCCUGAGUAGUCCUCUCCAGAUCUUGGCUGCUCAGGCCUCCAGCUCCCCUCCAGUGUUCGUGAGCAGACAGCCCAGUGCGGAAACCUUAGCCGAGCAGCCAGGCGCACCCCAGGCCAAGCGGCCAAAGAUGGAGGACGAGGGUGGGACUGAAUCUGCUCAACAUCAAGUCACACCUGCUCAGCAGCCUGUCAUCGUUGCCAUGACAUCACAAACCCAUGACCCAAGGAAGUAACACCCAGGCCUUCUUACCAGGUACCCAAUGGACAGCCUCCUGAUCGUCCCCUAACAGCUUCACCUUUUAUACUCAUUUGAUAUGACUGCAGCCGACAUGGCCAAAAAAUGUACAGGCAGCCUCUCUCAACAGAAGGGAAAUAAAUUGUAAGGAAAAUAUAUUUUGGUGAAAAAUGAAAACUUUCAAAUACACUCUGAAUUUAAAAGCAAGUAAAUCUUUCAGGACUUUUUCAGCUCGACAGCCUUUUUUUUUUUUUUUUUCUAAAUGUAAUCCACCAUUCGCUGACAACAGCAAGCAAGUAAGGACAUUAAGCUUAUGAAAGCAUUAUGCAUAUUAAAUCUCAUUUCAUUUCAGCACUACUUUUACUUACGUGAAUGUUGGAGAAUAUCUCAGAUGCAUCGGUUAUUAUCACUCUCAGGCCAAAGAACUCACCUCUCCUGCACUUCUGAUUAGAGUCACUGCCUGAUUUCAAACCAGGGAAUGUGUGUUCAGAGAAUUCAAUGGCCUGUAUCUACAGAAAAAAACUGUGAUGAUCAGAAUUGAUAUAUUGUGUAGUUAAACACAGUUGUGGAUAGAAAGGUAGCGAGGACUUAACUGCAGAACAGGUUGAUGGGGCUUGGGAGACUGUUAAGAAUAUGAUUGCACUCUUCAUAAGGCAAUCCUUAUACAAUAAAGUGAGACAGAAGAAAUCAAACAGGUUGCAUCUCUCAGAGAAGAAAUAUGUUAAUAAGGCCAAGCCCAGAAUGUGAGGUCUCUCUUCUUCUUGUCUUCUCUGUAAAGCACAAAGAGAAAGAGGUAAUGUUUUCGAAGAAGAGGUGGGAGGAAAUCCCAGACUUUAGUGGUUCUCGCUUCACUUCAGCAGAGGUUGGUUUAUCAGUGUGGAGCUCCUCAGAUUCAAGAUGAUCUGGGUAAUUGGGCAGUGAAGUUGGAGCAGGGAAGGGGAAAAAGAAAAAAAAAAAAAAAAAAAGAGGCAACUAUUUGGAGUUGAUUGAAGUGGAGCUAACCUAAUGUAGACAAACUGAUUGUUGUUUUAAUUUUUUUUUCUUGUUUCAGUAGUGGUAAAAGGAGAAAUGGAACAGCCUGUGCGUAAAGUUUUGUCCUAGCACAGCAAAGCAUUAUUGUAAUAAUCCUUAAAGCCUUAAAUAUUUCUACUUUUUUUUUUUUUUGUCAUUUAAUUUUAACCUUUAGACAGCUUUACCUUUUUAGAUAGUUAACACAGCGCUUCUUUAACAGUACAUGAUCGGCAACACUACAAUGGUGACAAUUAUGUUGCAUUAGUAGACUUGUAUCAGUUUUAUCAGGGGAAGGGCGGGACCAACUCAUGACCACAAUUUCAUUUCACCUGCUCUCUUGUCUGUUUUCUUUCUUUCUGUAUGGUACAUUUGACAUCUUUUCUACUCUUAGCUCCCCGCUCUUUUGCUUUUAUUUCUGCUCUAUUCUUUUUUUUUUUUCCCUUCUUUCUCCCCAAUCUACCUCUCUCCCUCUCUCAGCAAGCAGUCUCUAUCUGCGCAGUCUCUACUGAGGCAUCAAGCUGUUGGCAAUUCCUGUCACAGACACUGCCUUAAUUAGAUAUUCUUCAGCACUUUCUCCCCCCUCUCGACUCUCUCACUCUGCCUUUAGCUUUUCCGAAUGUCCUCACACCGGCCUCACUUUUAGCUGGCAAUCAGGCACAAUUUGCGCAAGACUUCAGUGAUUGUUGUUGCACAUUAUUAAAAAAAAAAAAACAAAACAAAAAAGAUGCGUAAUGAUUGUAUGCUGCUCUUUCUGCUAAUGACAAAGCUAUUUAGAAGGUAUUUUUUCUGAUUUUGGAAAAAAAGAAAAAAUAUUUUGCUAUGUGUAAAAACGGCUGUCAUCAAUACGUAAACAUUCUGGAAAUAGAGAAGUAUAUGUAUUUUUAAAUGUUCCUGUUUUUGUGAUUUGUUAAAAUGUGUAGCACAAAUUAAAAUUCCUCAUUGAUGUAAAUAUU
Molecule: messenger RNA, 5781 nt
Organism: Seriola aureovittata
Lineage: Eukaryota; Metazoa; Chordata; Actinopteri; Carangiformes; Carangidae
Gene: foxk1
Product: forkhead box K1
Exons: 9
Coding region: 1776-3815 (679 amino acids)
Biological process (GO): regulation of transcription by RNA polymerase II
Molecular function (GO): RNA polymerase II cis-regulatory region sequence-specific DNA binding; DNA-binding transcription factor activity, RNA polymerase II-specific; protein binding
Source: RefSeq, a predicted model, not a curated record